Messenger RNA from Strongylus vulgaris, 258 nucleotides. The record is from the annotation of a GenBank genome assembly. Lineage: Eukaryota; Metazoa; Nematoda; Chromadorea; Rhabditida; Strongylidae.
AUGUUCAAAAUCCUACUAGCGAAAUUGCCAGAUGAGGCGACAUGUUCAGUGGCAGAUGAGCCUGAUCGUGAUGAGCUCCUGUACAGGCCAGGUAUGAUUGAUCCAGGCACUGAGGACAAAUACAUAAAGCUGGCACGAAGUUUUCGAAUGUUUGCCAUGAUGGAGACGAGAAUGUUGGACACCGAAAAACACUCUCGCGUAAGGCUUGCAUCAACUUUCUUUUCAGCUGUAUCCGUUUUCGAGGUGUUAAAAAUGUAA